Olea europaea var. sylvestris is the source of this 747-nucleotide messenger RNA. RefSeq names its product copper transporter 5-like. The coding region runs from base 16 to 627 and encodes 203 amino acids. Gene Ontology annotation, biological process: intracellular copper ion homeostasis; copper ion transmembrane transport. The transcript has a single exon. The record is from RefSeq and is a predicted model, not a curated record. Gene Ontology annotation, cellular component: plasma membrane. Gene Ontology annotation, molecular function: copper ion transmembrane transporter activity. Lineage: Eukaryota; Viridiplantae; Streptophyta; Magnoliopsida; Lamiales; Oleaceae.
AACGUCCGAUAGUCUAUGAAAGUAGUACAUACACAUCAACAAAUGCUGUACAUUAUUAUAUAUGAAGGUACCCCUAAAUUCUUCUCUCUCUUCACCCCAGAAACAAGAAAUCAGCCAACAAACCCACAAUUCUUGAAUCAAAAGAAUACUUGGAUCAAAAUGAUGCAUAUGACCUUUUAUUGGGGGAAAAGGGUGACAAUCUUGUUCGAUUCUUGGAAAACAGAUUCAUGGAUCGGAUAUAUAAUUUCCCUUCUUGCAUGCUUGCUUUUCUCUGUCUUCUACCAGUACAUGGAGGACCGGCGGCUGAAAUUUAAGCUACUCUCUCUCAACGACACCAAAAACUCCUCUUCCUCUGGAGGCGAUGGAGGCGGCGGCGGAGGUGUCACUAGCCCUCUACUUUACUCAAAGACUGGUGGUGGGAAAUGGAGUGCAUCAAGAUUUGCUGGGGCGAUUAUGUUUGGAGUAAACUCAGCCAUUGGCUACUUUUUGAUGCUGGCAAUCAUGUCCUUUAAUGGUGGGGUGUUUAUUGCGGUGGUUUUGGGGCUGGCUGUUGGGUAUUUGGUUUUUAGGAGUGGUGGUGAUGGGGGAGAGUUACUGGUGGCUGAUAAUCCAUGUGCUUGUGCUUGAUUAAAAUCUUGAAAAUUCAUGAUCUGAUGUUUAUGUUUUAGAUGUAAUUAAAAUCACAUGUAUUAUCCGAAUCAUAUUUUAAAGAGUUUAUUUCCAUUUUCAUGAUUGGAUUAGGGGUUC